GGCCAUAUCCAGCAGAUAGCUGAUAUGAGGACUUUGCUGAAUUCAGAAAGCUGAGUGUAACACCUACAGACUUCAGUGAAAGGAAAUAUUAUCCCUCCAAGCAACUCAUCCACAGACGACUUUUGGUAGCUUUAAAUUAACCUGUUGCUCACCUGCAAAGACACAGCUAUUGUUUCUUUCAGCACAGAUGGAGGAAGGCAACAAACUUUGUAACCCUGGCUAAUAAGACUGUGGCUUUCCUAUCAAAAGUAGGAGGUAGUCCAAUUAUAAGAGGAUUAUUUUAUACUUAGCCUCCAGGACUUUAUCUCUGGCCUGAACUUUGGACAUAAAUAGAAGCCAAUUUUAAUGACCUGAGAUUUUACUACCUGUGCUUUAUUAUUGUUAUCAGUUCUUUGAUGCUUUGGUACUUUAUUUCUUUAAAUUAGAAAUGGGUUCAUGGACUAGAAUGUGGCCCACAGGCUGGGCUGUUCUCAUGAAAUCAUGGCUUAUCUUUUCCCUGGGGCUGUACAUGCAGGUCUCCAAAACUCUGGCCUGCCCAAAAGUGUGCCGCUGUGACCGAAACUUUGUCUACUGUAAUGAGCGAAGCUUGACCUCAGUGCCUCUUGGGAUACCGGAGGGUGUAACCGUCCUCUACCUCCAUAAUAACCAAAUUAAUAAUGCUGGAUUUCCUGCAGAGUUGCACAAUGUCCAGUCUGUGCACACAGUCUACCUGUAUGGCAACCAAUUGGAUGAAUUCCCCAUGAACCUGCCCAAGAAUGUCAGGGUUCUCCACCUGCAGGAAAACAACAUUCAGACCAUUUCUCGGGCUGCCCUUGCUCAGCUUUUGAAGCUGGAAGAGCUGCACCUGGAUGACAACUCUAUCUCCACUGUUGGUGUUGAGGAUGGGGCAUUCCGGGAAGCCAUCAGCCUCAAGCUUCUGUUCUUGUCCAAGAAUCACUUAAGCAGCGUACCAGUAGGCCUUCCGGUGGACUUACAAGAACUUCGAGUAGAUGAAAACCGAAUUGCUGUCAUUUCAGACCUGGCCUUCCAGAAUCUUACCAGUUUGGAGCGUCUGAUUGUGGAUGGCAAUCUCCUUACUAAUAAAGGCAUAACUGAAGGCACCUUCAGCCACCUCUCCAAGCUCAAGGAAUUCUCAAUAGUGAGAAAUUCACUGACCUACCCUCCUCCCGAUCUUCCAGGUACACAUCUGCUAAGGCUCUACUUGCAGGACAACCAGAUAACCCAUAUACCACUUACAGCCUUUUCAAACCUCCACAAGCUGGAACGUCUUGAUAUUUCCAACAAUCAGCUUCGGAUGUUGGUAAAGGGGGUAUUUGAUAAUCUCCACAACCUGAGGCAACUCACUGUAAGGAAUAAUCCCUGGUUGUGUGACUGCAGUAUUAAGUGGGUCACUGAAUGGCUCAAAUUUAUUCCUGCUUCCAUCAAUGUACGGGGUUUUAUGUGCCAGGGACCAGAGCAGGUCCGAGGUAUGGCAGUCAGGGAGCUCAAUAUGAAUAUGUUGUCAUGCCCCACCACCACCCCUGGUCUGCCUCUUGUCAUCACCUCAGUCCCAGCUACAGCCAUGCCAACUACAUUAGUUCCCACUUUAUCAGUUCCUUCCCCAAGUAGCAAAUAUAAUCCUCUCACUCCCAGCAUAGCCACACUCCCCACUGUGCCUGACAGGGAGGACAGAGAAAGGGUGACACCUCCUAUAUCUGAACGGAUUCAGCUCUCCAUCCAUUUUGUGAAUGACACUUGCAUCCAAGUUAACUGGAUGUCUCUUUUUACAGUGAUGGCGUAUAAACUCACAUGGGUUAAGAUGGGCCAUAGUCUGGUAGGAGGAAUUGUUCAGGAGCGAAUAGUUAGUGGGGAGAAGCAACACUUAAGCUUGGUAAAUCUGGAGCCCAAAUCCACCUAUCGGAUUUGUUUGGUUCCGCUGGAUACUUAUAACAAUUACCGAACUGGAGAAGACACUGUCUGUUCAGAAGCCACGACCAAGGCUUCCUUUUUGAGCAAUGGCAGCAACAUCCCCUCCAGCCGUGAGCAGACGACUUCUCAGAACCUGGGCUCCCCAUUUCUGCUGGCAGGGUUGAUUGGGGGUGCAGUGAUAUUUGUCCUUGUGGUUCUGCUCAGCAUUUUUUGCUGGCACAUGCACAAAAAAGGGCGUUACACCUCCCAGAAGUGGAAAUAUAACCGGGGCCGUCGGAAAGAUGACUACUGCGAGGCAGGGACCAAGAAGGACAACUCCAUCCUGGAGAUGACGGAAACCAGCUUCCAGAUUGUCUCCUUAAAUAAUGAUCAGCUCCUUAAAGGAGAUUUCAGACUGCAGCCCAUUUAUACCCCAAACGGGGGCAUUAACUACACAGACUGCCACAUCCCCAACAACAUGCGAUAUUGCAACAGCAAUGUCUCAGACCUGGAGCACUGUCAUACAUGAUAGUAAGGGGAGAUGGGGAUGUCUAGGACAAAGAGAAAAAACUCUGGAAGAAGUAACCCCCCCCAACAACAAUGAAAAAAUUACAUUUGAUAAAUGUUACCCAGAUGCAUUUAUGCAUUUGAAUAAUCUGUAAUUUAUACUGUGUACUAUAUAAUGGGAUUUAAAAAAAAGUGCUAUCUUUUCUAUUUCAAGUUAAUUGCAAAUGGUUUUGUAACUCUUUGCUUUUUAAAUCUUUAAAAAAAUAUUGCUAAGUACUGUACAGGGUUGUACAAUAAGAACCCAAUGUCAUGGCAAAGGAAAGAAUGACUCAUUCUUCAAACAUUAACCACUUUGCUGUCGAAGCUGUCUGAGGGAUGUUAAGUUUCCAGGUGUCCUGUAGUACAGGAAAAUAAGUGCAUAUUAAAAGAGAGUCACUAGGAACGGACAAAAGCAAUUCAGAUAAAAUGGGUACUACCCUUCUGACUUGAACCCAGCAGUUGCUGUUGAGCUUCAAACAAUUAAAAAUACUUCAGUUCCCUUUUGUCAGUUCUACAUUUCCUACCUCCAACUGAAUGCGGAGUUCUGAGUGUUACCAAAAAGGCUACUUUCUUGUUUGGUUUUCUCCCAACAUACUUGGAAUAGGAAAGGUAGACAGAGCUCAGUGUUAAACUUGCAGUGACCUUCAUUCCUAUUUGCAAAAGCUACUCUGAAAAU
This is a messenger RNA of Pterocles gutturalis (yellow-throated sandgrouse), 3109 nucleotides long. RefSeq names its product fibronectin leucine rich transmembrane protein 2 (gene FLRT2). Bases 428 to 2416 code for a protein of 662 amino acids. The transcript has a single exon. Lineage: Eukaryota; Metazoa; Chordata; Aves; Pterocliformes; Pteroclidae. Gene Ontology annotation, molecular function: protein binding. The record is from RefSeq and is a predicted model, not a curated record.